GCUGUCAUAUUUGACGUACAAAGCGAUGGCUUGGCUUUCGGUUUUCAUGAAAAUUGCAACAAUUUAUUUCAAUUUAGUGUGGUAAACGGAAAAAUACCAUUAUUGUUGCUGCAAAUAAAAGUGAUUCGUUUAUAUUACCUGCUUAAGAAAGCAUAUACAAGCAGAAAAAUAGAACUGAAUAUCGAGUGAUAGUGAUGCUCUAAAAAACCUAUUUGUUUUGCAAAGAUGGCCAGUCCGUCUCCUCAAAGCAGUCCUAUGCCUCCGCCGCAGGCUCCCAGUCCAAUGGGGCCUCCUACUCAGAGCCCAGCGCCGCCGCAGUCACCGCACAGUCCGUACAACCAACAACACGUAAAUGGUCCACCGCCGUCUCACCCGCCUGGUCCUGGUCAACCGCCCAUGCCGAAUCAUAUGUCUCCUUCCGGCGCUCCCUUACAUCCUAUUGCAUCUAAUUCCAAUGGUCCUCCGGGAGUACCUCAACAACAUCCUGGAAUGCCUCCAAGUGGACAUCAAAUGCCUCCACACAUGGUUGGGCCUCAUAUGUCAGGUCCCUCGGGCCACCCCAUGCCUGCCGGUGCUCAUCCACCUGGCCCCAAUGGCCAUCCUAACAUGCCAGGAAAUGCACCACAUCCCAAUAUGCCAGGGCAAGGCCCACCACAUGGCUACAUGCAACAUCAAAUUGGACAUCUACCUCCAGGCCAGCCUCCACAUUCCAUGGGCGGUGGUCCCCCGCCACCCGGCAACGGGCCUCAAGGACCUCCCGGCGGACCGUUGCCGCUGUCGGGUCCCCCGCCGCACGGCGUCCACCCUCAGGGAAUGCCGCCCACGGCGCCGGGGCACAUGCCGCCGCACCACGCGAUGAUGCCGGGCCAGGGCCCGCCGCACGGGGCCGGGCCGGCCUACGGGCACCCGCCGCCCGCCGCGGGCGCGCCGGCGCUGCCCGCGGGCCAGCCGGCGCCGGGGCAGCCGCAGCCCGGCGCGCCGCAGCACCCGCCCGCCGCCCAGACUCCGCCCCACGGCCAAGCUCCGCCGCCGGUCACGUCCUCCGCCAACGGCGCGCCAUCCGCUUCGUCGCCCAUGCAAGGAUCCUUGGCAGCUCCCGGUCAAGACAAUUUGAAUGCGAUCCAACGCACCAUCGACUCGAUGGAAGAGAAAGGUUUACAGGAGGACCCGAGAUACUCGCAGCUGCUCGCGUUGCGCGCUCGCACCAAUAACGCGCAAGAUCCCAACAAGGGUCUCUUCUCGAACAAUCAGCUCUGUCAACUGAAGGCUCAAAUAUCAGCGUACCGAAAUCUCGCUCGCAAUCAGCCCAUAUCGCAGCAAGUGGCGAUGAUGGCGUCCGGCAAGAGGACGGGCGAGGCGCCCCCGGAGUGCCCGACGCCGCCGGCGCAGCCGCCCUACGGCGAGGGGCAGGGGCCGCCCAGCGCGGGCGCGGGCCCGGCCGGCAAGGCGGGCGGCGGCGCGGCGGGCGACGCGGCCCGCGGCGGCGGGGGCGCCCCGCCCACCCCCUUACCUAUGACGGGGCAAAUGGCGCCGCCCACGCAACCCACUCCACCUCUCGUCAAUCCGCCGAUGGGUGGAGCGCCUCCUCUACGAGGGCCCGCUCCGUUAAGGCCUCCCGGCCCUGGAGCACCUGGCUUACCCAAUCAACAACAGCCUGGAGGACCCAUGCCUGGAGCUAAGCAGAAUCGUAUAACUAGCAUUCCUAAGCCGGUGGGAUUAGAUCCUCUCCAAAUAUUAAACGAACGAGAAAACAGGAUUGCAGCUCGUAUCGCUCAUCGCAUCGAAUUACUUUCCAACCUCCCUGCGAGUAUAUCUGAUGAUUUGAGGCUGCAAGCUCAAAUUGAGUUGAGAGCCCUACGCGUAUUAAAUUUCCAAAAGCAGUUGCGCGCUGAAAUUCUGGGCCAAGUUCGCCGAGACACAACCUUAGAGACGGCUGUAAACAUCAAAGCUUAUAAACGCACUAAGAGACAAGGCUUGCGUGAAGCGCGUGCCACCGAGAAGUUAGAAAAGCAACAGAAACUGGAAGCCGAAAGGAAACGCCGACAGAAACAUCAAGAAUUCCUUCAGACUGUCUUACAACAUGCCAAGGACUUCAAGGAAUAUCACAGGAACAACAUUGCGAAGCUGUCACGUAUGAACAAGUCCAUAAUGAACUACCACGCCAACGCCGAGCGCGAACAGAAGAAGGAACAAGAGCGUAUAGAAAAGGAGCGUAUGCGUCGUUUGAUGGCGGAGGACGAAGAAGGUUACAGAAAACUUAUCGAUCAGAAGAAAGACAAACGUUUAGCGUUCCUGCUGUCUCAGACAGACGAAUACAUCGCCAGCCUCACGGAGAUGGUCAAGCAACACAAGCAGGAGCAACGAAAGAAACAAGUCGAGGAGGAACGAAGGAAGAGGAAGUCACGAAAGAAGAAGCUUCUGGAAGGCGGCGAGAUCGACGCCAUGGAUGAUAGCUCCCAAACAUCUGACUCUCGCGUUAGCGUCAUGGAUCCCAAAACAGGCGAGAUUCUCAAAGGCGAAGAUGCGCCAUUGCUGUCUCAACUUAAAGAUUGGAUGGAAACCCAUCCAGGGUGGGAAGUCCUCUCCGAUUCUGAGGACUCUGGCGAUGAUAGUCAGGAUGAUGAUGAAAGGAAAGAAAGGAGGGACAAGAAAGACGAAAAGUCCGACAGAGAAAAGACAGAGGAAGAGAAGGCGCGGGACAUGAUCAAGAAGGCCAAGGUGGAGGACGACGAGUACAAGACGGAGGAACAAACUUAUUACAGUAUUGCUCACACAGUACACGAGUCGGUGACAGAACAAGCAAGUAUCAUGGUGAAUGGCAACCUAAAGGAGUAUCAAAUCAAGGGCCUUGAAUGGCUGGUGUCGUUGUUCAACAACAAUCUCAAUGGGAUCCUGGCUGAUGAGAUGGGUCUAGGUAAAACCAUCCAAACGAUUGCAUUGGUCACGUAUCUCAUGGAGAAGAAGAAAGUAAACGGGCCAUUCCUCAUAAUCGUUCCUUUGAGUACGCUGUCCAACUGGGUGCUGGAGUUCGAGAAGUGGGCGCCGACGGUGGCCGUGGUGUCGUACAAGGGCUCGCCGGGCUCGCGCCGCCUCGUGCAGACGCAGAUGCGCUCCACCAAGUUCAACGUGCUGCUCACCACCUACGAGUACGUCAUCAAGGACAAGGCGGUGCUGGCCAAGGUCCAAUGGAAGUACAUGAUCAUCGACGAGGGCCACCGCAUGAAGAACCACCACUGCAAGCUGACGCAGGUGCUGAACACGCACUACGUGGCGCCGCACCGCCUGCUGCUGACGGGCACGCCGCUGCAGAACAAGCUGCCCGAGCUGUGGGCGCUGCUCAACUUCCUGCUGCCCUCCAUCUUCAAGAGCUGCUCCACCUUCGAGCAGUGGUUCAACGCGCCCUUCGCCACCACCGGCGAGAAGGUGGAACUGAACGAAGAAGAAACCAUCCUGAUCAUCCGUCGUCUGCACAAAGUGCUGCGGCCUUUCCUGCUGCGGCGACUCAAGAAAGAAGUGGAGAGCCAGCUGCCAGACAAGGUCGAAUACAUCAUCAAGUGCGACAUGAGCGGCCUGCAACGAGUGCUUUACAAGCACAUGCAGUCCAAGGGCGUGCUGCUGACGGACGGCUCGGAGAAGGGCAACAAGGGCAAGGGCGGCGCGAAGGCGCUCAUGAACACCAUCGUGCAGCUGCGCAAGCUCUGCAACCACCCCUUCAUGUUCCACCACAUCGAGGAGAAGUUCUGCGACCACGUCGGCACGGGCGGCGGCGUCGUCACUGGGCCUGAUCUAUACAGAGUGUCUGGGAAGUUUGAGCUAUUGGACCGUAUCUUGCCCAAACUGAAGCGGACGGGACACAGGGUGCUGGUCUUCUGUCAGAUGACGCAGUGCAUGACCAUCAUGGAGGACUAUCUCUCCUGGAGAGGUUUCCAGUACUUGAGACUGGACGGUAUGACGAAAGCGGAGGACCGAGGCGAGUUGCUGAAGAAGUUCAACGUGGCGGACUCGGACUACUUCAUGUUCCUGCUGUCCACGCGCGCCGGCGGGCUCGGCCUCAACCUUCAGAGCGCAGACACCGUCAUCAUCUUCGACUCCGACUGGAACCCGCAUCAGGAUCUGCAAGCGCAAGAUCGUGCUCAUCGUAUCGGGCAACGUAACGAGGUGCGCGUGCUGCGACUUAUGACAGUCAACUCCGUCGAAGAGAGAAUUUUGGCGGCGGCCAGAUACAAAUUGAACAUGGACGAAAAAGUUAUUCAAGCUGGUAUGUUUGAUCAAAAGUCAACGGGCUCUGAGCGGCAACAGUUCUUGCAGAGUAUCCUUCAUCAAGACGGAGAUGAUGAAGAGGAGGAAAACGAACUCCCCGAUGACGAUUUGAUCAAUGAGAUGAUUGCGCGCUCUGAAGAAGAACUGGAGAUCUUCAAGAAGAUAGAUAUAGAGCGCAAGAAGACCGAGACCCAGUCUCGGCUCAUCGAGGAGUCCGAGCUGCCGGACUGGCUGGUGAAGAACGACGACGAAGUUGUGUGCAAUAAGGGCCAGGGUUGGAACUACAUGGACGAAGACGAGUCGCUUGGGCGCGGCUCGCGCCAGCGCAAGGAGGUGGACUAUACGGACUCGCUCACGGAGAAGGAGUGGCUGAAGGCCAUCGACGACGAGUUCGACGAGGAGGAGGAGGAGGACGACGACGAUGAGGUGCUCGAUAAGAAGCGCAAGAAGGGACGCAAGCGCCGUCGUAACCAAGAAGAUUCUGAUGACGAGGAAAUAGCUAGUUCAUCUAAAAAGAAGAGCAAAACUGAGAUCAAUCAAUUGAAGAAACGCCUCAAAAAUAUUAUGAAGAAAGUUAUAGAUUAUGCUGACGAAGGGGGCCGAGUACUCUCCGAACCGUUUAUGAAGCUACCAUCACGCCGUGAGCUUCCAGAUUAUUACGAUGUCAUCAAAAAACCUUUGGACAUCAAGAAGAUCAUGAACAGAAUUGAAGAAGGCAAAUACAACGAUAUCUCGGAUUUAGAACGUGACUUUUUCACGCUUUGCGCAAAUGCCCAGAUAUAUAAUGAAGAGGCCUCACUUAUUUACGAAGAUUCGGUGCGUCUGCGCAACGUAUUUAUCGAAGUGCGACGGCGUUAUGAAGCGGGUCAGAAUUCGGAUGACUCUGACGAUAAUGAUAAAGAGGAAGAAGAAUCCGACGGUGAAUCAAAUCGCUCUGUCAAAAUGAAAAUAAAAUUGAAGGGGAAAAGUAAGGGCACACCUGGACGGAAGCGCAAACAGCGCAAAUACAUUUCAGACGAUGAAGACUAUGAGGAGGAUUAAACUCCCUGCUAAGUAGUGGUCAAGGCUACUGCAAGUAUAAAUGAUAGUAUAUUUUAGUAGGUAUAUAAAAUACCAAUAGGUACAUCAUAUAGUAAUUAAUCCCAUCCAUUUUAUCUUUGGACAUAGUUAUAAUUUUUAAGCCAUUAUUUAAUUAAUUACUCGACAUAUUUUAUAUUUUCACUACGAAUGUGCACAUGUCUAUGAAAUUAAAAAGAAGAAUUCAUCCUUACACAUUUUUUUUGUUUUACUUUAUAGAAAUGUACUGAGAACUUACCGCAUCUGAAUGCAUUGGCAAUUUUAAGAUGAUUAUUAAUGUUAUAGGUACAUACUUAAUCUCUUAAUUCAAAUGGCUAAUUAUGACAAAACUUGAAUCAUUUUUAUAAUAUCGACUAUUAAUGUAUGUAGUUAUUAUGUGUAUUUGACCUUUUCAUAUUAUUAGGGAAUUUUCUAGGUGACUAAUUAGCAGAGCGCUAGUAACAUCGCGAGCAUUUUAUUCUCACUUCGCCAAAAGUACCCGAAUUAGGUAAAAGGUUUGAAAAUAAUAUAAAAAUAUAUAAAUUAAAAACUAUUAUAGUUAUUCAAAACAUAUUUUUACCUACACUUUCUUGUUCUUCUAAGAUAAUCUGCUGGCGGUGUUCUUAGUCUAAUUUUGAUAAUAUUUUUCUUCUAAUUCAGAUAUUUCCUGCUAAUUGUUUACCUAUUCUAUGGACAACAAUUGACGCGCCCCCUCCAUAUAAUUGAGUACCUAUUAGAAACUUAGUACCCAUGAUAUUGCUCAGCAGCUAAACCCUUUUGCUGUGGCUGGCGUGUUUACUCAUCCUGAAGAAUGUGCUUAUCCUAGUUCUGGUGAACGAUAACUGUUUAAAAUUAUCCGUCCACCACAUACGGCGCGAUUUUACCGUGUCUCAAACUUCCGACAGUCUAAUAAACCAUUUAUGGCUUGAUUGGUGUUGCUAGUUAACGAUUUAUUCAAACGAGUUAUCAUGACUGCAGUUUGUGUCCUACUACUAACUCACAAAACGGUUUGCCGCAGGAAAAGGGUUAGAAAUUUAUAAUUUUAAAUGUAAUUAUUUAUAAUCCGAAUAUUUUCUCAAUUAUUUUGGCCUAAAAAAGGU
Messenger RNA from Ostrinia furnacalis (Asian corn borer), 6416 nucleotides. RefSeq names its product ATP-dependent helicase brm. Gene Ontology annotation, molecular function: histone binding; ATP binding. NCBI's taxonomy places the organism in Eukaryota, Metazoa, Arthropoda, Insecta, Lepidoptera, Crambidae. The transcript has 27 exons. The coding region runs from base 226 to 5301 and encodes 1691 amino acids. The record is from RefSeq and is a predicted model, not a curated record. Gene Ontology annotation, biological process: regulation of DNA-templated transcription. Gene Ontology annotation, cellular component: nucleus.